Ipomoea nil (Japanese morning glory) is the source of this 961-nucleotide messenger RNA. Its product is annotated as 21 kDa protein-like. Lineage: Eukaryota; Viridiplantae; Streptophyta; Magnoliopsida; Solanales; Convolvulaceae. Gene Ontology annotation, biological process: negative regulation of catalytic activity. The transcript has a single exon. The coding region runs from base 96 to 704 and encodes 202 amino acids. Gene Ontology annotation, molecular function: enzyme inhibitor activity. The record is from RefSeq and is a predicted model, not a curated record.
GCAAAGUACUUUUUUUUUUUUUGGAAAGUGAAAGCAAAGUGCUAAUCAUUCCAUUCCAUUCCAUUCUCUCUUGCGAGUCCAAACACAAUAAAGAUAUGGCAACCAACAUUGUUUCCUUUCACCUUCUUGUUUUUUGCUUGGUGGUUUUCCAAUGCUAUGGUGCAAACCAGGGAGCCACCACCUUCAUUAAGACCUCAUGCAGAGCCACGCGGUACCCACCCUUAUGCGCCCAGACCCUCUCUUCUUACGCCAACUCAAUCCAACAAAACCCGCACCAGCUCGCCCAAACCGCUCUCUCCGUCAGCCUAGCCAGGGCGGGAUCCGCCGCGAAGUUCAUCAUCGGGCUCACCAAAACUGCCGGGCUGAAGCCCAGGGAGUCGCAGGCUCUCAAGGACUGCGCGGCUAACAUGGCCGUCACCGUGGCUCAGCUCAAGCGCUCCAUCAAGGAGCUUAGCCAGACGGACAACGUGCCGAAGCGUAGCUUUUCGUGGCGAGUUGGGAACGUGCAGACAUGGGUGAGCACUGCUAUAACUAAUGGGAACAAUUGCCUUGAUGGGUUUUCUGGAUCCGCCAUGGAUGGGAGCGUGAAGGGUGCCGUUAGUCCCAAAGUGCUUAAUGUGGUGCAAGUCACCAGCAAUGCUCUCGCCUUGGUUAACAACUUUGCUGCUAGGCAUAAGGCUGGUGCAGCCACCAUUGUUCCUUGAAUGAAUUGGUGACCACAAGUUCGAUCUUGGUUAGUUUUGGUCGGUUUGCACGAGUUAGGUCGUUGGUUUUUUUCUUUUUGUGGGUGACGAGUUAAACUCGCAGCCAUUACUCAAAGUAUACUGGAUAAAUCUUAUACUUGUGUAAUAACAUGUUGUGACUACCAACGUUUGUUUUAUGUGUUGUAUUGUAGAUUGUGCAUCAGUUUUUGUGCACAAUUGAGUAUAGCUCACAUCGAUCGAGGCUAGUUAAGAAUUUC